AUGGCGGGCGGCUCGUGGGGGCUCUGGGCGCUGCUGGCGCUGCCGGCGCUGCUGGCGCGGGCGCAGCGGGCGCCGGGCGCCGACGAGCCCUGGCGCCAGCUCAUCCACGCGCUGCCCCUGCGCCCCGGCUCCGACACCGUGCGCGGCCACACGCGCCACCCCUUCGGCUUCGGCCAGGUGCCCGACAACUGGCGCGAGGGCCCCGUGGGCGACAGCACCGGCUCGCAGCGGCCCCGGCCGCCCGCCGCCCGCCAGCGCCAGGCUUCGUCCUCCUCCUCAUCAUCAGCGGCGGCGGCAUCGUCCUUCGCCUACUCGUCGUACGCCCAGCAGGGCUCCUUCCAGCAGCCGCCCUUCGUGGGCCAGUACGAGGGCUACGAGGYGCCGCGCGCCUACGACGAGGCGUACGCCUACUACCGCGGUGCCGGCGGGGCAGCCGUGGCGGCGGCGGGCGCCGGCGCGCUCUACCCCUUCCCGCCGCGCGGCCGCUACGAGGAGCACGGCGAGGAGCAGAGCCCCUACCGUGCCCAAGGCUACUACCCGGCCCCGGAGAGGCCCUACGCGCCGCCCGACGCCCUCGACCGCCGCUACUCGCACAGCCUCUACCACGAUGCCGGCGGCGCCGCCGAGGCCGCCUUCCCCGACGCCAACGGCGCCGGUGCCGGCGCGCAGCGGCCGCCCUACGGCAACGUGCCGGCCGAGCCCUACGCGCCGCAGCAGCCGCCCUUCCGCCCGCUGGAGCCCUAUGGGGCCCCUCGCGCCGAGCCCUACGUGCCCGCCCGGAGCCCCGAGGUGCCACAGGCGCUGCCCGAGAGCCCGGCCGCCGGCCAGGCCCGCCUCAGCGUGGGCAGCGUCUACCGGCCCAGCGCCAGCGGACGGGGCCUGCCCGACCUGGUGCCCGACCCCAACUACGUGCAGGCCUCCACCUACGUGCAGAGAGCCCAUCUGUACUCGCUGCGCUGCGCCGCCGAGGAGAAGUGCCUGGCCAGCACCGCCUACACGGCCGAGGCCACAGACUACGACGUGCGGGUGCUGCUGCGGUUCCCGCAGCGCGUGAAGAACCAGGGCACGGCGGACUUCCUGCCCAGCCGCCCGCGGCACGCCUGGGAAUGGCACAGCUGUCACCAGCACUACCACAGCAUGGACGAGUUCAGCCACUAUGACCUCCUGGAUGCCACCACAGGGAGGAAGGUGGCCGAGGGCCACAAGGCCAGCUUCUGCUUGGAGGACACCACCUGUGACUUUGGGAACCUGAAGCGCUACGCCUGCACGUCACACACCCAGGGCCUGAGCCCAGGAUGCUACGACACCUACAACGCCGACAUCGACUGCCAGUGGAUCGACAUAACGGAUGUGCAGCCGGGAAAUUACGUGCUGAAGGUCCAAGUGAACCCCAAGUACAUCGUCCUGGAGUCCGACUUCACCAACAACGUGGUGAGGUGCAACAUCCACUACACCGGCCGCUACGUUGCCACCACAAACUGCAAGAUCUCCCAAUCCUGACGGGAGCGGGGCUGCAGGGAAGCCCUCUGCGCCAGCCGCCCA
Molecule: messenger RNA, 1542 nt
Organism: Nothoprocta perdicaria
Lineage: Eukaryota; Metazoa; Chordata; Aves; Tinamiformes; Tinamidae
Gene: LOXL1
Product: lysyl oxidase like 1
Exons: 8
Coding region: 1-1500 (499 amino acids)
Biological process (GO): peptidyl-lysine oxidation
Molecular function (GO): copper ion binding; protein-lysine 6-oxidase activity
Source: RefSeq, a predicted model, not a curated record